CAGGUGAAACGUCUUCAAGAUCUCCAACCAAGUCCAGGUGCGCUCGUCGUUGGACGGAGAGCCGUCGCGUUUCGUUACUUAGACUGCCCCCGUCGAUGUGUCGAUGGCGUGGACGAAAUAGUGGGAACACGAUUCAACGCCACCACAAGCGGCGGCCUCCAAAAGAUUGACCGCAGAGUUGAAUCAACACAAACUGAACACCGUGACUUUCACGAAGGCGGGAUUUGUUGCAGGACUGUCGCAUUAGACCGCGUCAGUUGUAACCAGGGGCUCAGACAGCGGGCGAAACGUCUUUGCGAGAUGGUGCAGCUGCACGUGAAGCGCGGCGACGAGAGCCAGUUUCUCUUCAGCACCGCCGUGGACGCGCCUCUGGAGUCGGUCGUCCGGCAGAUCGCAGCCAUUUACAACGGGAGACUCAAAGUGGACAGGAUAUGUUCAGAGAUCCCGGAGCUCGCAGACCACGGCAUCACACUGCCGCCCAACAUGCAGGGGCUGACAGAGGAGCAGAUUGUGGAGCUGAAACUGAAGGAUGAAUGGGAAGAGAAGUGCCUGCCCAGCGGAGGGCCAGUAUUCAAGAAGGACGAGAUCGGGAGGAGGAAUGGACAGGCUCCAAAUGAUAAAAUGAAAGAGGUGCUGAUGAGAACGAUGGAGGACGCGAAGGCACUGGUCUCCAAAAAACAGGUUCAAGCUAACGUUUGUGUCACCAUGGAGAUGGUGAAAGAAGCCCUGGACCGGCUGAGGGGUGCCGUGAUGAUUGUGUACCCCAUGGGGCUGCCUCCUCAUGACCCUAUCAGGAUGGAGUUUGAGGACCGGGAAGACCUUUCGGGAACACAGGCCUCUCUGCAGGUGAUCACAGAGGAGGAGUGCCAGCUAUGGUGGGCUGCCAAAGAGAUGCAGAGGGGGAAAAAAAUGCAGGACUACAUUGGCAGAAAUGAAAAGACAAAGCUUGUGGUUAAAAUCCAAAAGAAAGGGCAGGGGGCACCAGCAAGAGAGCCUCUUGUCAGCGAUGAACAGCAGAAACAGAUGAUGAUGCAUUACUACAAAAGGCAGGAGGAGCUCAAGAAACUGGAGGAGGCAGAUGAUGAUAGCUACCUGGACUCAGAAUGGUCAGACAGACAGGCCCUCAGAAAACAGUUCCAAGGCCUCACCAACAUCAAAUGGGGACCGAGAUAAAGACCACUACCGCUCUGACCACCGCCUUGGAGCCGCUGCUCGGACCUGAUCCUUAACAGGUCCAUAGUAUAUGCAACUGGCUAAGAUGUCCUAUCACAGUCCUGAGAUCUGUUUACUGCUGGUGUGUUUUUUGAGGUCCUCCAGAGGAUGUUAUAUACAGCAGUUGUGUUCAUAUGACUAAGACAGGUUCAGAAGUGUGCUGGUCUUGUAUUUCUGAGUUUCUGGAUGAGCACCCAAUGUUCCUUUUUAACCAAAUUGAAAUGGGAAGAGGACACCUGGACACAAAAUAUAGCGGAACAGGUAUUGAUGUCACAUGGAGGCUGAUAUCGUUAUAAAUCCGAUUUAUUUUAACUUCAUUCUUCUCCCUGUAUUCCUUCCGAUCAUCAACCUGUUGUAAAGUUACAUUUUUAUUGAAGCUGUGCAAAACAAAAAUAAAUUUAAGCUCAAUCUA
Messenger RNA from Xiphias gladius (swordfish), 1624 nucleotides. RefSeq names its product cilia and flagella associated protein 298 (gene cfap298). The coding region runs from base 301 to 1173 and encodes 290 amino acids. The transcript is spliced from 8 exons. Gene Ontology annotation, biological process: regulation of cilium movement. Lineage: Eukaryota; Metazoa; Chordata; Actinopteri; Istiophoriformes; Xiphiidae. The record is from RefSeq and is a predicted model, not a curated record.